Molecule: messenger RNA, 3358 nt
Organism: Phoenix dactylifera (date palm)
Lineage: Eukaryota; Viridiplantae; Streptophyta; Magnoliopsida; Arecales; Arecaceae
Biological process (GO): protein phosphorylation
Molecular function (GO): ATP binding; protein kinase activity; protein binding
Source: RefSeq, a predicted model, not a curated record
GCCGUGAGAAUGAAGCGAGCGACCGACAACUCUCUACUCUCGCUACUUCGAAGCAGCCGGAGAAACGGAACAAAGAAAAUGCGAUUGCUCUGUCUUUUUCUCCUCCUCUUCCUCGCUGCCCUUCGCUCUUCCGCCGCCGCCUCCGGCAGAGGAAGGGUGGUGGAGCACCGCGCUCUCCUCGACCUCAAGGCGGCGCUCGGCGACCCAUCCGGCGCCCUCGCCGGCUGGGACGCCACCGCCGACCACUGCCAAGCCUGGUCCGGCGUCGCCUGCGACGCCGCCGGCCGCGUUGUCUCCCUCAACAUCUCCCACCUCAACCUUUCCGGCCCCCUCCCCCGCGCCGUCUCCCGCCUCCGCUCCCUCCUUCACCUCUCCGCCGCCGCCAACGAGCUCUCCGGGCCCAUACCGCCGGAGCUCUCCCUCCUUUCCGGCCUCCGUUUUCUCAAUCUCUCCAACAACGCCUUCAAUCGCACCCUCCCCUCCGCCCUCUCCCGCCUCAAGAACCUGCACGUCCUCGACCUCUACAACAACAACCUCACCGGCGUCCUCCCUGUCCAGGUGGCGGACCUCCCUGCCCUCCGCCACCUCCACCUCGGCGGCAACUUCUUCUCCGGCGCCAUCCCGCCGGAGUAUGGUCGUUGGGAGCAUCUCGAGUACCUCGCCAUUUCUGGCAACGAGCUCGGAGGCCCCAUCCCGCCGGAGCUCGGCAACGUCACCACCCUCCGAGAGCUCUACAUCGGCUACUUCAACAGCUUCCAGGGCGGCCUCCCGGCGGCCAUCGGCAACAUCACGGCCCUCGUCCGCUUCGACGCCGCCAACUGCGGCCUCUCCGGCGAGAUUCCGCCGGAGAUCGGUAACCUCCAGAACCUCGACACCCUGUUCCUCCAGGUGAACGGCCUCUCUGGCGAGAUCACGCCGGAGCUCGGCAAGCUCCGGAGCCUCAAGUCCAUGGAUCUCUCCAACAAUGUCCUCACCGGCGAGAUCCCGCGGACCUUCGCCGAGCUCAAGAACCUCACCCUCCUCAACCUCUUCCGGAACAAGCUCCACGGCGCCAUCCCGGACUUAAUCGGAGAUCUUCCGAGGCUGGAGGUGCUCCAGCUCUGGGAGAACAACUUCACCGGCGAGAUUCCCCGCCGGCUCGGUAUGAAUGGCCGCCUCCAGCUCCUCGACCUCUCUUCCAAUAAGCUUACCGGCUCCCUCCCUCCGAAUCUCUGCUCCGGCGACCAGCUCCAAGUACUAAUCGCCCUCGGGAACUUCCUUUUCGGAUCCAUCCCGGAAUCCUUUGGCCGGUGUAAAUCCCUCAGUCGGAUUCGGAUGGGGGAGAACUACCUUAAUGGAUCGGUCCCCAGUGGCCUCUUCGGCUUGCCGAAGCUCGCACAGGUUGAGCUCCAGGACAACCUUCUCACUGGUGGCUUUCCGGAGACCGCCGGCUCCCGGAUCUCGCCGACGCUCGGCCAGAUCAUUCUCUCCAACAAUCGCCUCUCCGGCGCUCUCCCGCCAUCCAUCGGAAAAUUCUCCGGCGUUCAGAAGCUCCUCCUCAACCAGAACCAGUUCUCCGGCCGCAUCCCGCCGGAGAUCGGGAGGCUGCAGCAGCUCUCCAAGAUGGACUUCAGCGGCAACCGGUUCUCCGGCCCCAUCACUCCGGAGAUCAGCAAGUGCAAACUUCUAACAUUCGUCGAUCUCAGCCGCAAUAAUUUCUCAGGCGAGAUCCCGGCGGAGAUCACCGGAAUGAGGAUCCUGAAUUACCUCAACUUGUCGAGGAACCAUCUUGAGGGGAAGAUUCCGGCAUCCAUUUCCACAAUGCAGAGCUUGACUGCCGUGGACUUCUCCUACAACAACCUCUCCGGCCUGGUGCCGAGCACCGGCCAGUUCAGCUACUUCAAUGCCACAUCCUUUGUUGGCAACGCCGACCUCUGUGGCCCCAUUCUCGGGCCUUGCAGGCCUGGAAUUUCCGACGACUCGCGUCCAUCUCAUUCGAAAGGUUCCCUCUCUGCUUCCUUCAAGCUCUUGCUUGUCCUUGGCCUGCUCAUCUGUUCCAUUGCCUUCGCCAUUGCUGCCAUUGUCAAAGCUCGGUCCUUGAAGAAGGCGAGCGAAGCUCGAGCAUGGAAGCUUACAGCUUUCCAGCGUCUCGAUUUCACCUGCGAUGAUGUUUUGAAUUGUUUAAAGGAGGAGAACAUCAUCGGGAAAGGAGGGGCUGGCAUCGUCUACAAGGGUGUGAUGCCCAACGGCGAGCAACUGGCCGUGAAGAGGUUCCCGGCGAUGAGCCGGGGUUCAUCACAUGACCACGGGUUUUCUGCGGAGAUUCAGACUCUUGGCAGGAUCCGGCACCGGCACAUCGUGAGACUGCUGGGCUUCUGUUCUAACCACGAAACCAAGCUACUGGUUUACGAGUACAUGCCAAAUGGGAGCCUUGGGGAGGUUCUCCACGGGAAGAAAGGAGGGCAUUUGCAAUGGGACACCAGGUAUAAGAUCGCCGUGGAAGCCGCGAAGGGCCUCUGUUAUCUCCACCAUGAUUGCUCCCCUUUGAUCCUCCACCGCGAUGUGAAGUCGAACAACAUCCUCCUGGAUUCCGAUUUUGAAGCCCAUGUUGCUGAUUUCGGGCUCGCCAAGUUCCUGCAGGACUCCGGUACUUCUGAAUGCAUGUCGGCUAUCGCUGGCUCUUACGGAUACAUUGCUCCAGAAUACGCCUACACUCUGAAGGUGGAUGAGAAGAGCGACGUUUACAGCUUCGGAGUGGUCCUCCUGGAACUCAUAAGCGGAAGAAAGCCUGUUGGGGAAUUUGGAGACGGCGUCGACAUCGUCCAAUGGGUGAGAAAGAUGACGGAUUCUAACAGGGAGGCGGUGACUGAAAUCCUGGACCCAAGGCUUUCAACGGUUCCCCUUCACGAAGUGCUUCACGUCUUCCAUGUGGCAAUGCUCUGCGUGGAAGAACAAAGCGUCGAGCGCCCAACGAUGAGGGAAGUCGUUCAGAUCCUCGCCGAAUUCCCAAAGCCAAAACCAGGAGAGGACUCAUCGACCAAUGAAGGAUCUGUACCGCCGCCACCGGGGCCUUCGGAAGAAACACCCGGCAAGGAAACCAAGGAGGAGGAGCAACCGGCGCCACGGUCACCACCACCUGAUCUCCUUAGCAUCUGAAGUCUUGGGGUUAAAGUUGGCUUUUAGGUUUUUUUUUGUUUUUUGUUUUUGUGCUUUCCUUUGCUUGAUCUACGGCUGUAGGGUAGGCUUAAGUUGUUAGAAUUCCUGUACAGCUGAAUCGGAUGGGCUUUGCUUCAUCAAAGUUGGUGGUGUCAGGGUUUUUUCACUAGUAAAUGAAACGGCAGGAAACAAACACCAGGGCUGAUACAGGAUAGUAUUGAAA